Messenger RNA from Carica papaya (papaya), 1811 nucleotides. RefSeq names its product PAM domain (PCI/PINT associated module) protein. Gene Ontology annotation, biological process: ubiquitin-dependent protein catabolic process; regulation of protein catabolic process. Gene Ontology annotation, cellular component: proteasome complex; proteasome regulatory particle, lid subcomplex. Lineage: Eukaryota; Viridiplantae; Streptophyta; Magnoliopsida; Brassicales; Caricaceae. Gene Ontology annotation, molecular function: enzyme regulator activity. The record is from RefSeq and is a predicted model, not a curated record.
UGAAGAGAAAGAAAGGAUCGAGACUGAUAACGGGGAAGCAAAUUCGCAGCUACAAGCCCUAAAGCUCCAGCUUCUGUAAUCUCUACUGCGCUAUUUCUCCAGAUUUGAGCUUUAACAAAAAUGACUCAAGAUGUGGAAAUGAAAGACCACCAGACACCAUCGCAUUCCAUCUCUUCAGCCGUGCCGUCCACUUUGCAGCAUUUUAAGGAGAUAGCAUCGCUUAUUGAGACUGGCUCAUACACCAAGGAAGUUCGACGUAUCGUUCGUGCGGUCCGCCUAACAAUCGGACUGAGGCGGAAGCUGACGGCUCCAGUGCUCUCCGCAUUUUUUGAUUUCGCUUUGGCGCCGGGCUCUGAGCCACAUGCUCGAUUUUCUGCCUAUCUUCCGAAGGCUGAUGAGCAUGAUAUGGAAGUUGAUACUGCAACAUCUGCUUCACAAACUCUAGUGAAGCAUCUAUCACCAGAGCUCGAGAUUUACUGCUACUUUCUCGUGGUUCUUUUUCUGAUUGAUCAGAAAAAAUACAAUGAGGCUAAAGCGUGCUCAUCAGCGAGCAUUGUUCGCCUCAAGAACUUAAACAGAAGGACUGUUGAUGUCAUAGCAGCAAGACUGUAUUUUUAUUAUUCGUACAGCUACGAGCUCACUGGUGAUCUUUCUGAAAUCCGGGGCAACCUUCUUGCCUUGCAUCGCAUUGCCACAUUACGCCAUGAUGAGCUGGGCCAGGAAACGCUUCUCAACCUAUUACUUCGUAACUACCUCCAUUAUAAUCUGUAUGAUCAAGCGGAGAAGUUGAGGUCGAAGGCACCACGCUUUGAAGCACAUUCAAACCAGCAGUUUUGCCGAUAUCUAUUCUACCUCGGAAAAAUUCGGACAAUUCAGCUGGAAUACACUGAUGCAAAGGAGAGUCUCCUUCAGGCUGCUAGGAAAGCGCCCGUUGCAGCUCGUGGCUUCCGAAUUCAGUGUAAUAAGUGGGCUGUUUUAGUCAGAUUGCUAUUGGGAGAAAUACCUGAGAGGACAGUCUUUAUGCAGAAGGGAAUGGAGAAGGCUUUGAGGCCAUAUUUUGAACUUACAAAUGCUGUGCGGAUUGGAGAUCUGGAGCUCUUUAAAAGUGUUGCAGAAAAGUUUUCUGACACUUUUAGUACUGACAGGACACGCAAUUUGAUAGUACGGUUGCGGCAAAAUGUGAUAAGAACUGGUUUGCGCAACAUCAGUAUAUCUUACUCCCGCAUCUCUCUUGCUGAUGUUGCAAAAAAAUUGAGGAUGGACUCUGCAAACCCUGUGGCAGAUGCUGAAAGCAUUGUAGCCAAGGCUAUUCGUGAUGGUGCAAUUGAUGCCACAUUGGAUCAUGCAAAUGGCUGGCUGGUGUCCAAGGAGACUGGCGACAUUUAUUCUACCAACGAGCCACAAAUGGCCUUCAACUCCAGGAUUGCUUUCUGCCUUAAUAUGCACAAUGAAGCAGUUCGAGCUCUGCGAUUUCUGCCUAACACACAGAAGGAGAAGGAAAGUGCUGAGAAGCGGAGAGAAAGGCAACAGCAGGAGCAAGAACUUGCAAAGCAUAUAGCAGAGGAUGAUGAUGAUGAUUUUUGAGAACUUGCAGAACACAUUACAGACUUGGCGUCCUCCCUGGUUUUAUAUACGUAUUUUUGUUAUCUAGAUUGAAGAGUUAACAAUUGUCAGUAUGAAGAAAUCUUUGCUUGAUUAUGCUUAUCGGUUAUUGCAUUUCAACUUUUCAAGCCCUUAAAAAUUAUUAUGGAAUGAGGCACCAACUUCAUGUUUGCUAUAUCUAAAUAACACUAGGAUUGGACGUUUCAGUG